GCAAGAAAGGAGAUGGUGUGAGGCCCCUGGUGAAUGCCUGAGACAGACCAGCCAUCCAGUCCAGCCAACUCCGUCUCUGAAAAGUGACUGAAGUGGAAGUAAAAUCAUUUCAGGAAUGAGGUGAACACCAAUGAUGCAGCCAUGUGGCCCAGGGCCUGGAACCUGCUGGGAAUUGUUCUGCUCUUCCACUUCUCUAAAGGCCUUCAAGAUUGUGGGGACAUCCGUCUGUCAGCCUCUGUUAUCCAUCUGGGUGCCUCCAUCACAGCUUCAUGUACCGUCACCCCUAACUGCAGCAGCCUGGCUGGGGUAGCCAAGGGAAUUCUGUGGAAGCUGGACUGGGAGAAGCUUCCUGAGGGUUGGCAAUAUCAGAGGGAGGAUGGAACUCUGGCAUCCAACAUUACCCUCCCCCACCUCAACCGUCCCCGUGCCAUGCUCUCCUGCUGCCUGCUUGUGGCAGGGACUCCCCAGAUCAUAGGACAGGCAGAGCUGCAGGCUGGCUACCCCCCUCAGCCACCCAGAAACUUCUCCUGCAUCAUGAACCUCACAGCCCAGGUCCUCACCUGUCAGUGGGAGCCUGGCCCCAACACAUACCUGACCACCAUCUUCACUCUGAAGAGUUACAACUCUAGGAGCAAGGAUAACUGCCAGUCUAGAAAACAGCCCCUCCCAGACUGUGUCCCCCGAGAUGGUGAAAGCCAGUGCUCCAUCCCCCGAAGCCAGCUCAGCAUGUACCAGAAGAUAGACAUCUGGGUGAAGGCAGAGAAUGUGCUGGGAGGGGCCGAGUCUCCACACCUGUGCAUCAACCCCAUGGAUGUGGCAAAGCUUGAACCCCCAAUACUUCAGGCUGCUAAGGCCAGGCUAGGCCCAGGCUCCUCCUUACCCCAGCCUGGAUGUCUCCAGCUAAAGUGGGAGAAGGGCAGGAUGAGCAAACAUGUGGAGCAGACCUGUGACCUUCGGUACCAGCGUCCUGGGGAGCUGUCCUGGGUCAUGGUGUCACCCUUCUUGAAUUCAGAUUCCCAACAUGAGGGAGAGUAUGACCUCUGUGGCCUCCUUUUUGCCACCCGCUAUGCCCUGCAAAUGCGGUGUGUCCGUUGGUCCCUGGGUGGGCAACUAGGUGGUCACUGGAGUGACUGGAGCCCCAGCCUAGAACUCACUACCACAGAGAGACGUCCCAUGGUUAGACUGGAUGUGUGGUGGAGGCAACGAGUACGGAAACUGAGCACUAUGAUGAUGGACAUCCAACUUCUCUGGAAGCCAGUGGCCACAGAGGAAAGCAGUACCAGGAUCCAAGGCUAUCUGGUCUUCCCGAGUCCUCGAAGCCAAGAUGGGAAGUCCCCACCCCUCUGCAACACCACAGAGCUGAACUGCACCUUCCAACUGCCAGAGGGGGAUCAGGAGGUCACCCUCACAGCCUAUAACACAGCAGGAGAAUCUCCCCCCACCACCAUCAUCUUCCAGGAAUGCCGAGGUGCUUCUCUGUCCAGCAUCCACACCUCUGCCCCGGAUGCUUACAGCCUCUGGGUAGGAUGGGAACACCCCCUAGGCCAGACCCUCCCCAGGGCUUAUGUGAUAGAGUGGUGCUUAGCUCCAGCCCACCAAGAGGAUGACUGCAAUGGCAACUGGAAGACUGAGUCCAACGGCGGAAGCACUGGGACUCUGCUGGAUGAGAAUAUCACGCCCUUCCAUCUGUACAAGAUCACUGUGUCCCCCCUGUACCACGGCGCCAUGGGGUGUCCCCAGCACAUCUAUGCCUACUCCCAAGAAAAGGCCCCAUCCCAUGCUCCUAAGCUAAAGCUGAAGCACAUCGGAAGGACCUGGGCAGAGCUGGAAUGGGAGCCUGGAGCCCCAGAGCUGGGGAAGAGCCCCAUCACCCUAUACACUGUCUUCUGGACCAACGCUCAGGAUAAGGGAUUCUCCAUCAUCCUAAAUGCCUCCUCUCGAAGCUGCACCCUCCAAGGCCUGGCACCCAACAGCAUGUACCGCGUCCAUCUCAUGGCUUCCAACCAAGCUGGAGGCAUUAAUAGCACAGACCUCACUGUGGUGACCAUAGCCCUCGAGGAGAAAGAUAUCAAUGUGCUCUUGAUCCUAAUCAGCCUCUUCUCGGUGAUGACUUUCUGCAUCAUCUCACUUGUCUGUCUUCAUAAGAACCACAAGAUGAAGAAUCAAUUCUGGCCAAAUGUCCCGGACCCAGCCCAUAGCAGCCUGGGCCAGUGGAUCCCCACAAUCCUUCCUGGGGAAACCAUUCAUUUGUCAAGCCUGAGGGACUCUGCCAUGCCCCCUGUCUCCAAGAUCAUAGUCCUGAAGGAGGAGGAGAAGAAGCCACCGCCACAGACAAGAGGGACAGAUGAAGAGGCUAAGAACCUCCCUAACCUGGUCCAGGCUUACAUUCUCCAGGGGGAUCCCUUCCUACCAGAGCCCCAUCCCAGCUCCAAUGACCCCAUCCAGUACGGGAAGGUAAUGGGAAACCAAGGAUACCAGAGUCAGCACAGAUCCCCUGCCAGGCUCUACUUGCGCACGGAUUCCACACAGCCCCUCCUGGCUGACCUCACCCCAAGCCCCAAACUCUAUGAGAACAUGUGGUUCCAGAGAAGUCCCCCUGGAUCCAGGGCUCCCAGCUCUCAAGGCUUCCCAGAAGAGGAUAUUGAUGACUCUGCCUUCCUUCCCCACUGCCCACAUGGACCACUCCUUGAUUUUCCCCUUCUGCAAGGUCUGAGGAUUGAAGGAGCUGAUGGACUGGGGAGCAUUUAGAAUCCCUUAUAGACUCCCACCUCAACCUCCUUCCUUCCAUGCUGUGGGAUGUCCUCCCACACAUGGACCUGGGAGGAAGAAUCCCUUAACUUCCUACUCUUCUCAAGUAGGCAGGAGACUUGGGCUGUCCUAAUGCAGAAUACAACUGAGUUAAUGGUGAGGGUCUUCUCUGCACAGUGGGGAAGUGAGGAUGAAUCACUAAAAGAGCCUAGAACCCACCUAUCCCCAAAAUGGACUGCCCUCUCCUCCAGCCCCUUUCCCUUGUCCAGAGAGAUGUUACCUGCCCCAGAGUGGAAGGCCCUGGCUGCCCCACCAAGGGAUUUCCCCACCUGUAUUAUGUCUGUUCUAUGGGCAAGAAAAAAAACUGUGUAUAUUUCCUAAGAUCAAAGACUCCUACCCUUGCUCCUUCUUGUACCUGCCCAUGACUUCCAAAUGGACAAUAUUUCAAA
Molecule: messenger RNA, 3197 nt
Organism: Dromiciops gliroides (monito del monte)
Lineage: Eukaryota; Metazoa; Chordata; Mammalia; Microbiotheria; Microbiotheriidae
Gene: CSF3R
Product: colony stimulating factor 3 receptor
Exons: 16
Coding region: 142-2748 (868 amino acids)
Biological process (GO): cytokine-mediated signaling pathway
Cellular component (GO): external side of plasma membrane; signaling receptor complex; membrane
Molecular function (GO): cytokine receptor activity; cytokine binding
Source: RefSeq, a predicted model, not a curated record